This is a messenger RNA of Salvelinus namaycush (lake trout), 978 nucleotides long. It is a transcript of the gene mtnr1c, whose product is annotated as melatonin receptor 1C. Gene Ontology annotation, cellular component: membrane. Gene Ontology annotation, molecular function: melatonin receptor activity. The record is from RefSeq and is a predicted model, not a curated record. Lineage: Eukaryota; Metazoa; Chordata; Actinopteri; Salmoniformes; Salmonidae. Gene Ontology annotation, biological process: G protein-coupled receptor signaling pathway.
AUGGAUGUGAGCAGCUCCACCCCUCAACUCUGCUCACAGACUCUGGACCGUGCGUCGCUGAAUAGGAACAUCUUUGUGGUGAGUCUGUCGGUGGCAGACAUGGUGGUGGCAGUGUACCCCUAACCUCUGGCUCUCCUGGCCAUCUUCCACAAUGACUGGACAGUUGGGGAUGUGCACUGCCAGCUCAGCGUCUUAAUCAUGGGCCUCAGUGUCAUUGGCUCCAUCUUCAACAUCACGGUCAUUGCCAUCAACCGCUACUGCUACAUUUGCCACAGCCUGCACUACAACUGCCUGUUCAGCACCAGGAACACCUGCUGCUACCUGGGCAUCACCUGGCUGCUCACUACCAUGGUCACGGUGCACAACUUCUUUGUGGGCUCACUGCAGUACGACCCACGCAUCUAGUCCUGCACCUUCGCCCAGGGCAGCUCCUACUACACCAUCUCUGUGGUGCUCAUCCACUUCCUGGUGCCCCUCUCGGUGGUCUGUUACUGCUACCUGAGGAUCUGGGUGUUAGUCAUCCAGAUGAAACAAAGGGUGAUACCAAAUGACAAGCAGAAACUAAAGCCCAGCGACCUUCACAACUUCUUGACUAUGUUUUUUGUGUUCCUAUUGUUUGCUGUGUGCUGGGGACCACUCAGCUUCAUUGGCCUGGCAGUGGCCACUGUCCCGGGGAUGGUGCCAAACAUCCCAGAAUGGCUUUUUGUCACUAGUUACUUUAUGGCCUAUUUCAACAGCUGUCUCAAUGCUGUCAUCUACGGGCUACUCAAUCAGAACUUUCGUAAGGAAUACCAGCGCAUCUUCCUACGGCUGUGCACCGCAUUAACAAUAUUUGUGGAAGGCUCCAGGGGGCCAGAUUACCGAGCGGGGACACGCAGGGCACGUGGCCUGGGGCCCGACCUUCCAGGGGGCUUUCAGAUAGCAUAUUAUGAACACAUCGACCUGGAGGUCGAGCCCCCCACCUCAGAUAGCAUAUGA